Lutra lutra (Eurasian river otter) is the source of this 3828-nucleotide messenger RNA. RefSeq names its product inhibitor of nuclear factor kappa B kinase subunit beta (gene IKBKB). The record is from RefSeq and is a predicted model, not a curated record. Gene Ontology annotation, cellular component: cytoplasm; IkappaB kinase complex. Gene Ontology annotation, molecular function: ATP binding; IkappaB kinase activity. Gene Ontology annotation, biological process: tumor necrosis factor-mediated signaling pathway; peptidyl-serine phosphorylation; positive regulation of transcription by RNA polymerase II. The coding region runs from base 188 to 2575 and encodes 795 amino acids. NCBI's taxonomy places the organism in Eukaryota, Metazoa, Chordata, Mammalia, Carnivora, Mustelidae. The transcript is spliced from 23 exons.
GUGACGUCAGAGCAGGAAGUGUUUGAGGAAGUCGCGCUGGGCCGGCAGGUUUAAGAUUCCCGCAUUUUAAUGUCUGCGGGGAGGUGCCAGAGCCCCCGGUUUCGCCGCCCCAGCCCCCGCCUCCCCCUCCCGGGGGAGCGGCUCCCCUGCCCCGCACUCCUGCCAACAGAGUUAGCACGGCAUCAGUAUGAGCUGGGCACCUUCUCUGCCAACCCAGACGUGUGGGGCCUGGGAGAUGAAAGAACGACUCGGGACAGGGGGAUUUGGAAACGUCAUCCGGUGGCACAAUCAGGAAACAGGUGAGCAGAUUGCUAUCAAGCAGUGCCGGCAGGAGCUCAGCCCCCGGAAUCGAGAGCGGUGGUGCCUGGAGAUCCAGAUCAUGAGAAGGCUGAACCACCCCAAUGUGGUGGCUGCCCGGGACGUCCCCGAGGGGAUGCAGAGCUUGGCUCCCAAUGACUUGCCCCUGCUGGCCAUGGAGUACUGCCAGGGAGGAGAUCUCCGCAAGUACCUGAACCAGUUCGAGAACUGCUGUGGCCUGCGGGAAGGACCCAUCCUUACCUUGCUGAGUGACAUUGCCUCUGCACUUAGAUACCUUCAUGAAAACAGAAUCAUCCAUCGGGAUCUAAAGCCAGAAAACAUCGUCCUGCAGCAAGGAGAGCAAAGAUUAAUACACAAAAUUAUUGACCUAGGAUAUGCCAAGGAACUGGAUCAGGGCAGUCUUUGUACUUCCUUUGUGGGCACCCUGCAGUACUUGGCCCCAGAGCUCUUGGAGCAGCAGAAGUACACGGUGACCGUGGACUACUGGAGCUUCGGUACCUUGGCUUUCGAGUGCAUCACCGGCUUCCGCCCUUUUCUCCCUAACUGGCAGCCCCGUGGCAGUGGAUGGUUGCUGCCGCCACCCCCGAAGGUCAUCCAGACUAGCAUCUGGCUCCGAAAGAAUCCAUCCCAGCAGGAUACUGAGGCACUGUCAUCCAAAGACAAAAUUGCGACCUGUGGGCACUCCAAAGUCCGGCAGAAGAGUGAGAUGGACAUCGUUGUCAGUGAGGACCUGAACGGAGCCGUGAAGUUUUCAAGCUCCUUACCCUACCCCAAUAAUCUCAACAGCAUCCUGGCACAUCGACUAGAGAAGUGGCUGCAGCUGAUGCUGAUGUGGCACCCACGACAGAGGGGCACUGAUCCUGUGUACGGGCCCAACGGCUGCUUCAAGGCCCUGGAUGACAUCUUAAACCUGAAGCUGGUUCAUAUAUUGAACAUGGUCACAGGCAUCAUUCACACCUAUCCAGUGACAGAGGACGAGAGUCUGCAGAGCUUGCAGGCCAGAAUCCAGCAGGACACAGGAAUCCCCGAGAAGGACCAGGAGCUGCUGCAGGAGGCUGGGCUGGCGCUGAUCCCUGACAAGCCUGCUGCUCAGUGUAUUUCAGAUGGCAAGCUGAAUGAGGGCCGCACGCUGGACAUGGAUCUCGUCUUUCUCUUUGACAACAGUAAAAUCGCCUAUGAGACUCAGAUCUCCCCCCGGCCCCAACCUGAAAGCGUCAGCUGUAUCCUUCAAGAGCCCAAGAGGAACCUGUCUUUCUUCCAGCUGAGGAAGGUGUGGGGCCAGGUCUGGCACAGCAUCCAAACCCUGAAGGAGGACUGUAACCGACUGCAGCAGGGACAGCGAGCUGCCAUGAUGAAUCUCCUUCGGAAUAACAGCUGCCUCUCCAAGAUGAAGAAUUCUAUGGCUUCCAUGUCUCAGCAGCUCAAAGCCAAGUUGGACUUCUUUAAAACCAGCAUCCAGAUUGACCUGGAGAAGUACAGUGAGCAAACGGAGUUUGGGAUCACGUCAGAUAAGCUGCUGCUGGCCUGGAGGGAAAUGGAACAGGCUGUGGAGCUCUGUGGGCGGGAGAAUGAGGUGAGGCUCCUGGUGGAGCGGAUGAUGGCGCUCCAGACCGACAUCGUGGACCUGCAGAGGAGCCCCAUGGGGCGGAAGCAGGGCGGCACGCUGGACGACCUAGAAGAGCAGGCAAGGGAGCUUUACAGGAGGCUUCGGGAGAAACCCAGAGACCAGCGAACGGAUGGCGACAGUCAGGAGAUGGUCCGGCUGCUCCUCCAGGCCAUCCAAGGCUUUGAGAAGAAAGUGAGAGUGAUUUAUACGCAGCUCAGUAAAACUGUGGUAUGUAAGCAGAAGGCUCUGGAAUUGUUGCCCAAGGUGGAAGAGGUGGUGAGUUUAAUGAAUGAAGAUGAGAAGACUGUUGUCCGGCUUCAGGAGAAGCGGCAGAAGGAGCUCUGGAAUCUUCUGAAGAUCGCUUGUAGCAAAGUCCGUGGUCCUGUCAGUGGAAGCCCAGACAGCAUGAAUGCUUCUCGCCUCAGUCACUCGGGUCAGCUGCUGUCUCAGCCUUCUGCUGCCCCCAACAGCAUACCCGAGGCCAUCAAGAAAAGUGGAGAGCUGGUGACUGAAGCGCACACCCUGUGUUCGCAGCUAGAACAUGCAAUGCAAGACACCAUCAAAGAACAGGACCAGAGUUUGAGGUCUCUAGACUGGAGCUGGCUACAGACAGAGGAAGAAGAACAGAACAGCUUGGAACAGGCCUCUUGACUGUGUGGGUGGCCUUGACCACCUGAUGGGGCUGCCUGGCCUGAGGUCCUCCCAUGCUGGCCCCCUGCUCUAACAACGUCCCAGAAGUCGUCGGCACCCAGACAAAGGAGCCUCUCACUUUCCCUGGGAAUUAUGACAUUCACCACGGGCCAGGGGUGUGGCCCUCCGUGGGCACUACCAGCAACAUUGUCUGCACACUGGAAAGUCCUCCCUCACAGAGGCUCAGCAAACACUGAGGCCAGGCAUGAGCUGCUUUCCCUGCUUUGGAAAUGUGCGCGAGGUACUUGCCCCACAGACCGCUGGACAAAUGUCCAAUGGGACUCUUUCAGGACAAAGUAUGAAUGACACUUGUCAGCCUGUCCUCUCCUGACCCCUCCUGAUCUCCAGAGGCCCUGAUCCACCUGUCCUCACAGCUAGUGUUUCAUCUGGAUUUGGAACCAGACAGACUUAAACGGUAGACUUGCCUGGUCCCAUUCUUUCUCUUCCUCUUUUCAUUUCACUGCUGCUAAAACGUCCCUUUCCCCAACGACUUUAGUGGUCGUGCUCCCUCCUGGGUACACGGUAGCUCUCCCCGGCCACCAUCCUUUCCACCACAGGGUGGCUCGCGAGAGCCAGCACAGACGAGCAGCUUCCUUCCCUCAGGUCCCCGAGACCAUCUGGGGGUGAGUCAUCGUGGGGAAGAAGGAAAGAAGAAGAGGGGACCUGUCAACCCCACAUCUGCCGACACUGUGCCCACUCCUGCCCUUGCUCAGACGCAGCUGUGUGGGGCGGCAUUGGGCCAGGGGAGCUCCUGCUUCUGUCAUCUAGCAGUAUUAUUAAAUUGACUUAUUUAAAAAAUAGUUUCUAUAUUUUGUAACAGAACUCAAACAUUUGCACCGGGCUCCACAAUCUAUUUUUACAAUAUUUAUGGUUAGGACUUGGGAACUCAAAAACCAACUUAACGCAAAAUGUCAUAAACCGAGUAGCACGUGGGUCACGUGGUGCGGGGCUGCACUUAGCACAGCUUCUUCGACAUUUCACCAGACUUCUGUGCAUCAGAGCAGGAAAGCAAAACGAGUCCGGAUGAUCACAAAUAGGCGAGUUUGGUCGGAGAAGGAAGUUGGAAUAGAGGAGUUUCAUAAACUGGCUUCCAUGGAAGCAGUACCAAGGGUUUCAUGGUCAAGGAAGUUUGGGAAACACUUCAGGCUUUAAUUGUCUCUUGGAGAGUCACACUGUACACUGGCAUAUUAAAGUUCUUGAGAGUCCUGUGAUUA